GGGUAUAGAGCCGGCGAGUCCGCGCGGGUGGGCUAGCGCGGCGUGGCCGGCAGAGGCGCGGUGGCUCCCGGGUACGCGCGAGCGGGUCAUGGAGGAGGAACAGAGCUUCUCGGAUAUCUACGGCGGCCGCCUUGCCCUGCAGCACCGCUACUACUCCCCGUCCUGCCGGGAGUUCUGCCUCAGCUGCCCUCGACUCUCCCUGCGUUCGCUCACUGCUGUCACCUGCACCGUGUGGCUGGCGGCCUACGGAGUCUUCACGCUCUGCGAGAACAGCAUGAUCCUCUCUGCUGCCAUCUUCAUCACCCUCUUAGGCCUCCUUGGUUACCUCCAUUUUGUGAAGAUUGAUCAGGAGACUCUGUUAAUUAUUGAUUCCCUGGGCAUCCAGAUGACUACAUCCUAUGCUUCAGGCAAAGAAAGCACCACUUUUAUAGAGAUGGGCAAGGUCGAGGAUGUUGUCAUUAAUGAGGCUAUUUACAUGCAGAAGGUGAUUUACUACCUCUGCAUUUUAUUGAAAGAUCCAGUGGAACCACAUGGGAUAUCCCAAGUAGUACCUCUCUUCCAGAGUGCCAAGCCCCGGCUGGAUUGCUUGAUUGAAGUGUACAGGAGCUGCCAGGAGAUCCUGGCACACCAGAAAGAUACAUCAACAAGUCCAUGAGUCCCAGCAUUCAGAAAGCCGGUAUUGUCUUCCAUGGAAGAUGACUGCUAAGCCCCAGUGGCUGGCUUAAUUUCUGUAUUCUGAACCGUCCGCUGGACACAGCCCUAGGACGUAGUGGAUCUCAGAGCCACAGAGCAGGUGACUGGAAAUCUAACUCAAUGUUUCUUUGUAUUAUAGCAUUCCCCCUGUAAGGUUCUGCCCACUUUUCCAACGGGAGAGAGACCUUAAGAAUGUUGACAUGUCAAAAGUAAUUUUGGCAAACAGCACUUUGUGAGAUUCCUAAGCAUAUUCAAGUUUACUUUGUGUUGAUAUGUUGAGUUAGACGGGGGAAACUGAUACCAAAUCUCUUGAGAAAAGUAUAAUUUCCAAUUGUAUAGUAUCCCUGUAUAAAGUUAAGGAAAAAAAAAAAAGUGAAGCCCUUCCGGUACUCGUUAGCAGUACUUGUCCACAUGGCUCCUGUGUUCUGUACAGGGUUAAUUUAUGAUGACUCUUAAUAAAAGAUCUUCCAAAACACACAAUAAUUACCUGGUUCACAGACAGAUGCUUUUUAUUGACAGACAAAGCUCAUAAAUACUUUUCUGUUACUCAGCAUUUUCUAUUGUUUAAAAGCUGCUUUUUGCCAAGAGGGAUGAGACAAAAGGCCAGAAAGAAAUUUGACUUUGGUCUUCAGACAUGGGACUUCCAUGUUAAAGAAGAAUAAAUAAACAAACUAUAGAAGCCUUUGUUUCUAAAGCAGUUUCUUCUGUAUAAUAUUAAUAAACUUAAGGGAAAAUUCCUAAAGGUUGGGAAGGAGGGUGGGGAAAAUUAUUUGACCCCCAAAUUCAGUAUGAGCACAGCUUCGUUUUUGCUUACUCUUCUUUGGAAUUCUGGCUUUCUUUAGAACUCCCUGGGUAGAUAAUACGUAUUAUCCUUAUUGUCCUUAGAGACACUCAAGAUGUUAAAGACCAGAGCUGUAAUCUGUUUUACACCAGCCCUGUGGGAAUUGUCUAGGAGCCUGUGGUACAUGUGACUUAUUUGAGGUAGAAAUGUCUAGUUAGAUCCCCAAAUCCUGAGGUGAAAGAUAGGUACAGAAAUGGCUGUGAAACUAUCUGCUUUACAGAGUCAAGUUCAUUUUAAAAAGGCAGACACUGACGUGCUUUCUUCAUCAUGCUUAUCAAGUCUUUUUUUUUUUUUUGAGACAGAGUCUCACUAUGUCACCCUCAGUAGAGUGCUGUGGCAUCACAGCUCACAGCGACCUCAAACUCUUGGGCUUAAGUGAUUCUCUUGCCUCAGCCUCCCAGGUAGCUGGGACCACAGGCGCUCACCACAACACCCAGCUGUUUUGUUGUUGCAGUUGUCAUUGUUGUUUGGCAGGCCCGGGCCAGGUUCGAACCCGCCUGCCUCAGUGUAUAUUGCUGGGGCCCUAACCAUUGAGCUAUGGGCACCGAGCCAUGCUUAUCAAGUUUUUUUUGAAAAGGAUGCUCAUUUAUCUUUUCUAAGACAUAAAUUAAGACAACAGGCAUUAUUAGCUGGUAAAGUUUGCCACCCUGAGUUCAUAUCAAUAACUCCAAUCAUUGCCCCAGACUUCAAUCUGGUUUUCUCUUAAUUGUCCUGUCCAAGGUUGAGAACCUGGCUCUCAUCACCCUCCAUGAUAUUUACCUAUUGGAUCAGUGGCCCGAACUGUGCCCCCUUCCCCCCACCUGGGCUUUGCCUGUCCGGCCUCAAACUCCUGAGCUCAAGGGAUCCUCCUGCCUCAGCCUCCCAGAGUGCUGGGAUUAUAGGCAUGAGCCACCGAUCUUGGCCUUAAUCUUCACUUUUUUUUUUUUUAAGGGAAGUUACAAACUGCUUUUAUUAGGUAGCUAUUUUCAAUAUUAUCUGCUCUCUUUAACAAGAAGGAAGACACAUAUAGCUAACCUAAAGAAAAUAUAUUG
This is a messenger RNA of Nycticebus coucang (slow loris), 2565 nucleotides long. RefSeq names its product phosphatidylinositol glycan anchor biosynthesis class H (gene PIGH). Gene Ontology annotation, biological process: GPI anchor biosynthetic process. Lineage: Eukaryota; Metazoa; Chordata; Mammalia; Primates; Lorisidae. Bases 89 to 655 code for a protein of 188 amino acids. The transcript is spliced from 4 exons. Gene Ontology annotation, cellular component: glycosylphosphatidylinositol-N-acetylglucosaminyltransferase (GPI-GnT) complex. The record is from RefSeq and is a predicted model, not a curated record.